AUGAAGUGUAUUAAGACGCUACUAGUUCUAUGUGUGUUAACGACAGUCAGUGCUGAGUUAUAUGAGUUAAAUAUUGUGCAUUACAAUGAUUUUCAUGCAAGAUUUGUAGAAACGAGCUUGUCAGGUGGAGUUUGUAAUCCUUCUGUAGCACCAUGUAUAGGAGGGUUUGCUCGCUUAGCGACUCUUAUACGCGAGGCCCUGGUGAAAGAACCUGAUUCCUUAGUUUUAAAUGGAGGAGACUCAUUUCAAGGUACUAUUUGGUAUAACUUACUGGGAUGGAACGCUACUCAGGAUUUUAUGAAUAUGGUGCAUCACGAUGCUCAUGUGCUAGGUAACCAUGAGUUUGAUAAUGGCAUUGAUGGAGUUGUUCCAUAUCUUGAAACCUUGAAAUCUCCAGUGGUUACUGCUAACAUUAUUGAUGAUGAGGAGCCAACCAUACAAGGUUUAUACAAACCCAGCAUUAUCGUUACAAAAAAAGGCCGAAGAAUAGGAAUUAUUGGUGUAAUAAUAGCUAGUACUAAUGAACUAGCGUCGACAGGAAAACUUAAGUUUACUGAUGAAGUAGAAACUGUUAAAAGGGAAGCUGAAAAACUGAAUGAGCAAGGAGUAGACAUUAUAGUAGUUCUGUCUCAUUGUGGACUAGAUAUUGAUAGGCAAAUAGCAUUGCACGCUGGUCCAUACAUAGACAUAGUUGUGGGUGGACACAGCCACUCUCUUCUAAUCAAUUCUGACCCUCCGGAAGGCGUACCUUUCAGCUCCGAAGGCCCAUACCCAACUAUAGUGGAGCAAGAAAACAGAUCAGUACUGAUAGUGCAAGCUGCCGCUCACACAGCAUUUUUGGGAGAAAUAAAACUAUACUUCAAUGAGCAGGGCGAUUUAAUAAGCUGGGAAGGACAUCCUCAUUUCAUUGACAAUGAUGUAGAACAAGCUCCAGAUGUUCUUCAAAAAAUAGAAGAGUACUUGCCAGUUAUAAGUGAAAGAGCAAAUGAAUUAGUAGGCGUCUCUAAAGUAUACUUGGAGUCUAGCUGUGCCUGCAAGGAGUGUAAUCUUGGUAGCUUUAUAUGCGAUGCCUUUAUUGACGCAGUCAUCGAUAAAGCUGUGGGCGAGCAAUGGGGCUACGCACAUAUAUGUCUCAUAAAUCAAGGCGGCAUCAGAACCUCUAUAGAACCAGGAAAUAUAACAUUCGAAAGUCUACUACUGUCUACUCCAUUUGAGAAUAGAGUAGAAGUUUUUGAUUUACAAGGGAAAUACAUAUUGGACACGCUGGAGUACGCUGUAGCUAACGUCCCGUGGCCCGGCGCUAGGAUGGUGCAAGUUUCAGGAUUGCGAGCAGUAUUCGACGGAAAUCGAACCAUGAACAACAGAAUAGUCAGCGCUUCCAUACGCUGUAUUGACUGCGAUGUGCCCCGCUAUGAGCCUAUAGAUCCGAAUAAAAUGUAUAAAGUUAUAUCGCAAAGCUUUAUUGCGGGAGGGGGCGAUGGAUUUACGUUUAGUUACAACAAAAUGGUAUUCAUGUAUGUAAAUGGAGGGGCCAUAAAUAUGAAACCAGGAGGUCUCCGAGUAGUAUACGAUGGUUCGAAGCCAUUAGGCAAUCGAGUACUAAAUGUAACAAUACGUUGUAUAGAAUGUGACGUACCUAGAUAUUUACCACUGGAAACUGACCGAUAUUAUAAAGUUGUAUCUCAGGACUUUAUUGCAAAUGGUGGAGGAGGUUAUACUAUGAUUUCUGAAAACCGUAGAAACGUGGAAGUCGUAGGCGUUGACAACGUCGUACUAAUGCAGUACUUGAGGCGCCAGUCUCCUCUUAUAAAAGAUUUGGAUGGAAGAAUUCAAAUAAGCAAUCCUUGUAUAGCAAAUGAAGUUGCAGAAGAAGAG
Brenthis ino (lesser marbled fritillary) is the source of this 1875-nucleotide messenger RNA. The record is from the annotation of a GenBank genome assembly. Lineage: Eukaryota; Metazoa; Arthropoda; Insecta; Lepidoptera; Nymphalidae.